CCCUUUUCUUCCCCAUGGGUAGGUCUUUUAUUUCCUUUAAGGCGUGCACACAAACAAAAAAAUUUAUAGGAGGAGACGACGAGAGAUCACCGAAAUAUACAUAAGGAAGCAUUGAAGGAGUGAAAGCUUUUUUUUUCUCAGUUGAUGGGAGCUUAGGUUGUUGUAGCUUUGCAUGAAUGGAUAAUAAAAACAGAGAAGCUCGAAGAUCAACAACAACCAUGGCGGCUUCUAAUGGAGUAACAAGACGGAGACAGAGACUCUCUGAGAAUAGUCGUGAGCAGAUGCAUCAGGAGGUGAGAGAUCGACCGAGGAAGAAAGAGAGAGAUCCGGAAUCGUUGAAUCGGAGUAAGAGGAGACGGAGCGAGAGGUUCACUCGGAGGAGGAACGAGGGAGAUUUAGAAGAAGAAGAAGAAGAUAGUUCGGAUGAGAGUCUGGGAGGAGACGACCAUGUUCAUCACAGGAAGAGCUUCCCGAGGCAUGCGUCGUCGUCUUUGAAAGUCGCCGAUGAAAUGAUCGGCGUACCUGUCCCGAGAAAAGCUCGCUCAGCAUGUAUAAAGAGGUCGAAUGACUGCCGGACUUCAUCGGGAAGCGGUGGCGGUGGAUUCGGUGAAGACCGGCGAAGAAGACCUUCUACUUCUCCGGGGAGCUAUAGCUUCGAAGUUGUUUCACCUUCUUCGAAGAAGAUUGUAAACGGAUCCAAAUCGCGGAUACCAAAGCCGCCGAAAUCAUCCGGCACGGUUGAGGACGACUUGGAGUUCGAAAUAGCAGAGGUUCUUUCCGGUUUGAAAAAGCAGCCUCUUCUUACCACAAAGAGACCUGACGAUUCGGAGGUCAAAGGUGCCAAGAAGUUGAGAACGGAAGGUGAUGAUUCCUCGUCAGGUGUAGAGAUCGCUUGUAGUGCUAGAAUCUGUGACUCAUCGAACAUUGAUAAAUCUACCACUGACGGGACUAAACCAUCGUCAGCAGUCUCCAUGGAGAACGACGUAAGGCAACAAACACGGACCAUGUUGGAUUCGGAGGUCUCAAAAGGGGUAUCAGAGGGUCCACAAUUGGAAAACAACAUAGAUGAGAGUCAUUCUAGUACUAAGCUCGAUAUUGAUCUCAUGGUUCCUCCAGCAGUGCCCUCCUCGCCAGGGAGAGUUUCUCUUCUUCCAUUGGUUUCUGAUUAUUGCAAGCAGGAUAGUUCUUUAAAGUGCAAAGAGAAGAUUAUUCUCAAGAAUGAGAUGACUCCAGAAGAAGUCCAACAGCAUAAGACUGAGAAACACGAAUGGCUGAAUCUUAAUAUAGAGAGACCUAACCAAGAGCCCGGCAGAGAUUCUAAUCUAAGAUUACAGAAUUUUGAUUGGAGCCAACCUCAGCAGGCUAAAUCUGCUCAGCAGAGUUCCGUCUUACCUUUUCCGGUAGCUUUAGGCAGUUGGCCUAGCGGGCUUCCUUCCCAGGCAUAUGUACCCCUGAUACAGACCGGUAAGCCUGUGGAUAGGAGCAAUGGAUCUUCUACAUUAGUGCAGCAGGGUGCUCCUAUUUUUGCCUCUCAGCCUAGGCCUAAAAAGUGUGCAACACACUUUUUCAUUGCUCGGAACAUUCAACUACAUCAGCAUUUCGUCAAAACAAGCCAUGUCUCUACACCAAACAAUUGUUCUGUGUAUCUUACAGGUGGUGACUUAAACCCGGCUGCUGGAAACCCAUCCUUGCAAGGAAGCUCUCCUAUUAUCAAUUUAAACUCCCAGCCACAUGAUGGAAAUGCAGAAAAUAUUUCUGCGCCUAAGGAGAAAGCCUCUGAAAGAGCUCAUUUUGCCUCAACCAGACAGAAGAAUCCUCAACCACCCCCUCCAUCAAGUAGCAUAGUGCCUGCUCCAGCUUUCAUCUUCCCCUCAAAUCACCAUUUGCAACCAGUCAUGGUAGCUUCUAAAUCACCUCUCCCAACAAAGAGCCCACGUGUGGCUGUUGGUUCAACAUCGGUCAACUUCAGUCAUCCAAGUUCAUCAGCCAGCGAAGCUUCUUCUCCGUACUUUACAGUUCUUCCAAACAAUGCAUAUUCCUUUCAACUGUCAUCAACCAUCAGAGGUGGGACUGCAAGCCAGGCGUUGCCUUACUUCAAUGGGUCCUUUUAUUCGCCGCAGAUGUUCCAACAACCUCCUCAGCUUAUGCAGAGACAGAGUCCAUCCCAGAGGGAGUCAAAAGCAUCAAGCUUUUCCUCAUCAUCCCACAGGCAACCGCAACCGCAGCCGCAAGUUAGUGUGAAUAGCCUAUCAGGCCAAGCUAAUGUUCACCGUCAACAGUCACAAAAGUCUGAGGCUAAAGCAGCUGGAGAUAACUCUGAUUCAAAGGGUAGCCACAAUCAGAAAGGAGGCCCAUAUGGCCAGAUCAUGACAGCCCCUGUUCAGCCACAAAACUUUUCCAUGUCAUUUGCAUCUUUUGCCGGCGGUGCUACCCCUGGAAAUCUGAAUUUCUCCUCCAAUGGCUACCACAUCAUCUCUGCACCUUCUGGUGUUCACCAGAAAAACCAUCAAACAAGUGACUCAAAGACUGGAGGUGCAAGCUGUUCAAGCAAUGCCGAAGACCCGAAAAAGACUCUUCCUGGGAAGGCUCCAGUGAUGAUGAAUGGACAGACGCUGGUUUUUGACAAUCCAUCGAGAACCCUCAACUUUGUUUCUGGUACUUGGCCUCCUCCUUCAGCGACAGUAAAUGGGGACCCUUCAGUGUUUACCCAGCAUCAUGCGCAGAGGCAGCAGCAAUCUGGUCGGAGUAAGAUGACGACUCAUUCGCAGGUUGACUCCGUGUCUGCCUCCUCAUCCCAGUGGAAAAACCCUGCAACCUCAUCACUCACGUCGUGUAACCUCAAGCAGUUCCAGUCUCAGCAGCAGAUAAGAACACAUGGACAGACUCAGAUUUCUUUUGCUGCACCAUCAAAGUCGCAACCUUUUCAGGAGCAACAUGGGAGAUGUGGUGGCUCUUCUUCAGUAACCGGGUCUGGUUCACAUGGCAAAGCAGCAAACCACAAGGUCAGCAAUAGCAAAACCUUGCCAUUAUCACCUGUUCCUUCUUCUCCUGCACACGCACAGGAGCAGACGGAGAAUUCAGCUUCCGGGUCGACCAAGAAAACUUCUCCCGUUUGUGGAAGGACGGUGCCACCGAUUAUAAGUUCAUGCCCGGGUCAUCUGUCUGAGCUAAAGUACUAGUUUCAUUGAAGCAGACGUAUAAAGCCACAAUUUUUGCAGUGUCUCUCUUCGAGUUUAGGCUAUUCCCAGAUGAGGUGAUACCCUAGUAGUGGUUUAGUAAAAAAGUAACGCUUCUCCAGGGAGUGAACGCUUUGGGUCGGUAUCUAAAUUAUUUAAUGUGUUAUGGGGUUUAAUUUCUUUCGUUAUGAUUGGUCUAGUGUAGAUAUUUAGACUAACAAAAAAAACCAUUUCCCAGUCAGCAAUUUAUUACAAAUACAUUCCUCAACAUUAAUGUCGUAUAGAGAA
Messenger RNA from Camelina sativa (false flax), 3464 nucleotides. The record is from RefSeq and is a predicted model, not a curated record. NCBI's taxonomy places the organism in Eukaryota, Viridiplantae, Streptophyta, Magnoliopsida, Brassicales, Brassicaceae.